Messenger RNA from Polyodon spathula (Mississippi paddlefish), 7128 nucleotides. Its product is annotated as protein Daple-like. The transcript is spliced from 32 exons. Gene Ontology annotation, biological process: cytoplasmic microtubule organization; cytoskeleton-dependent intracellular transport. NCBI's taxonomy places the organism in Eukaryota, Metazoa, Chordata, Actinopteri, Acipenseriformes, Polyodontidae. The coding region runs from base 138 to 6452 and encodes 2104 amino acids. Gene Ontology annotation, molecular function: dynein light intermediate chain binding; microtubule binding. The record is from RefSeq and is a predicted model, not a curated record. Gene Ontology annotation, cellular component: centrosome; cytoplasm.
UACAGGUUAAUGCAAUGAGAAGGAGCGCGAGGCAUUAGCAAGGUGGAGGGGGAGCAGGAGCAGGGUGCUGGGUUUUUUUUUAUUUUGUGAUCGAUCCUGGACUUUCGUCUUCAGUGGAAGUGUUAUCGUUUUCAAAAAUGGAUGUCACGGUUUCGGAAUUAAUGAAAAACUUCUUGAAGUGUCCAUUGGUGACUUGGGUCAAAACAUUUGGACCACUAGGAACAGGGGAUGAGGACAAGCUAUCCAUGUACCUGGAGCUGGUGGAUGGAGUCUACUUAAACAAAAUAAUGCUGAAAAUAGACCCCAGUCCUACGAACCAACGAGUUAACAAAAACGUUAACAGUGAUGUCAACCUUCGGAUACAGAACCUUGCUAUUCUCGUCCGGCACAUCAAGAACUACUAUCAGGAGAACCUACAGCAAUUGAUAGUAAUGAACUUGCCCAAUGUCCUGACAAUUGGGAAAGACCCCCUGACAGGUAAGAGCAUGGAAGAAAUGAAGAGGUUGCUGCUGCUCAUUCUGGGAUGUGCUGUUCAGUGUGAAAGAAAAGAGGAGUUCAUAGAGAAGAUCAAACAGCUGGAUAUCGAGACUCAGGCUGCCAUAGUUACGCAUAUCCAGGAGGUAACCCACAAUCAGGAGAAUGUGUUUGACCUGCAGUGGCUGGAGAUGCCUUACCUGCCUCACGAGGACCUCGACUCCCUCUCCAGGAACAUGGUCUUCCACCUGCGCAAGCUCAUUGACGAGAGGGACGACUCUUCUGAGGUGAUUGUGGAGCUGACGCAGGAGCGGGAUUACCUGCAGUCCCAGCAGCCCCUCUGCCCGGUGAAGACCUCCAGCCCAGAGACAACCCCCGGCCCAAUCACCCUGCUCUCCAAGGAGGACCGCCAACACUUGGCUGUCGACCUGGCGGACUGCAAGUCCAAGCUCCGCAGGACAAGGCAGGAGCUGGAGGAAAAGACUGAACAGCUGAUUGAUACCAAAAAUGAAGUCGAUCGACUAGACUUGGAUCUGCAGAAGCUAAAGCAAGAGAAUAUUCAGCUGACAGCAGACGCCCGCUCUUUGAGAGCCUAUCGAGAUGAGCUGGACUCCUUCCGAGAGAAGGCCUCCAGAGUGGACAAGCUGGAGACUGAGCUUGCCCGCUGUAAGGAGAGGCUACAUGACGUUCAUUUCUACAAGGCUCGCAUGGAGGAACUGCGUGAAGACAACGUCACCCUGAUAGAGACCAAAACAAUGCUGGAGGAACAGUUGACGUUGGCAAGAGGUCGCUGUGAUAAACUGCACGAGCUAGAGAAGGAAAACCUGCAGCUCAGAUCUAAACUCCAUGACAUAGAAUUAGAUCGAGACACCGAUAAGAAGCGAAUCGAAGAGCUGUCAGAAGAGAACAUGGUGCUGGAGAUUGCGCAGAAACAGAGCAUGAACGAGUCUGCACAUUUGGGAUGGGAACUGGAGCAGAUGUCUAGAAGCACUGAUGUAAAUGAUGCACGUAAGUCAUUUGUAUUCGAGUUGAACGAGUCUGCAUCAAGUCGCAUCCUAAAGCUGGAGAAAGAGAACCAGGGUCUGCAGAACACAAUCCAGGAGCUCCGGGACACCUCGCUCACCCUGGAGGAGGGCAACCUGCGCAUCCUCGAGCUUGUAAAGGAGAACCAGCAGCUCAGCAAAAAGAUAGAGACGCUUCAGUUCCAGCUAGACCAGGAGAAGCAGACAAACCAGGACAUGGAGACUCUGGUAGAGGAGCUGCUGAAGGAGAAGCAGAAGCUCAUGAAAAAUAUGGAGACUAUGCGGGGUGAAAAAGACAGACAGAUUUCAGAACUUGAACAUGAGAGUGACCAUCUGAACCAGACCGUGACCUCGUUACGGCAGAGAGCCGAGGUUGGCUCUGAGGCGAGAGUGAAGGAUGUGGAGAAGGAGAACCGAAUCCUCCAUGAGACUAUAACAGACACAGGCAGCAAGCUGACACAGCUGGAGUUCGAGAAGAAGCAGGUCUGCAAAGAGCUUGUUCAGCUCAAGGAGAAAGUACAGAAGUCUGAGGACUUGGAAAAAGAAGUGCACAAGCUAGAAUGCACCAACGAGCAGCUGCAGAAGAAGCUGGCGUCCCUGACAAUCACCUGCGACAAAAUUGAAGCUCUCGAGCAGGAGAACUGCACCCUAGAGAUAGAAAAUAAGAAGCUGAAGAAAUUAGCGGACAAUGCACACAAUGCAGCAUUCAGGAUUGAAACCAUGGAGAAAGACAACCACCAGCUAGAAGAGGAGAACUUAGAGAUGAGGAGGACGGUGGAAACUCUAAAGUUCACAAGCACUAAGCUGGCCCAGAUGGAACUGGAAAAUAAGGAGCUGGAGAAGGAGAAAGAGGAGCUAGCCAGAAACAUGGACAUGAUGAAGGCCCUGUCCAAGAAAUCUGAACGGUUGGAGGUCAGCUACCAGGCCCUGGACUCGGAGAACCAGAGGCUCCAGCAGACUCUGGAGAAUAGCAACAAGAAAAUCCAGCACCUGGAAAAAGAGGUGCAGGACACAGAGAAGGAGAACCAGCAACUCCAGAAGAGCCUAGAGGAGCUUAGAAUCUCCAGCAAGCGUCUGGAGAAGCUGGAGCGGGACAACCGUGGGCUGGAGCAGGAGGUGACUCAGCUGGAGAAGGAUAAGAAGCAGCUGGAGAAGGAAGCAAAGCGGCUGUGGCAGCAAGUGGAAGUGAAGGAGGCAGCAUUGGACGAGAGUGGGUUUGCAGUCGCCACCUUGGAGAAGGAGAGAAAGACACUAGAGAAGGAGCUGAGCAAGUUAAAAGAAGCUUCCAACAAGGCCAGGGAAAUGGAGAGGGAGAACAAGGACAUGCAGAAGCAAGCCACCAUUGACAAGAGGACACUAGCCACACUGAGAGAGGACCUGGUUCAUGAAAAGCUAAAGAGCCAGCAGCAGUCCAACGAGCUGGAGAAGCUGAACCAGGAGCUGGAGAAGAUCGGCCUCAACAAGGAGAAGCUUCUACAAGAGGAGCACAGCAGUGAUGACAAUAAGUAUAAGAUCCUGGAGACAAAGAUCGAGUCAACACUACAGGAAACACUAGAGAUAAAAGAGGAGAAGAUCCAGUCCUUGGAGUCACGGCUUGAAGAGUCAUCCAGCCUGAACCAACAGCUCCGAAGUGAACUGACCUCGGUGAAAAAGAACUUGGAAGCAAUGAAGCAAAGACAGGAGGAAGAAGCAUACCACUUGAAUUCGGCUAAAAGCUCUCCGGAGAAACAGCCACCGAACAGCCAGAACAAGGAGAAGUGGGAGACAGAGCACCGUGAGACCACCAUGGAGCUGCUGAAGGUGAAGGACAGAGUCAUCGACACCGAGAAAUGCAAUGCUGCCCUCCAAGCUGAGAAACAUCUGCUGAAGGAGCAGCUCAAACAGCUGGAUAGCCAGAACAACUUGCUGAACAGUCAGAUUGUAGCACUUCAGAGACAGGCUGCUUCCUUACAGGAGCACAACACUGCCUUGCAGACGCAGACGGCCAAGCUCCAGGUGGAAAACUCAACACUGAAUUCUCAGAGUGCCUCUCUGAUGGCCCAGAAUGCCAUGCUCCAGAGCCAGCAGUCGUCAAUGGAGACAGAAGCUGAAAACGUGGUGAAGCAGAAAGAGGAGCUGAAGGCCGCCCACGAGUCUCUGCUCCUGGACCACGAGCGGUUCAUGGCCCUACACGAGCGGCAGUCUGUAGAGUAUGAGACACUAAUCAGCCAGCAUGGCAGCUUGAAAAUGACGCACAAAGCCUUGGAGCAUGAAUACAGGGAUUUGAAUGACAGGUAUGGCGUUCUGUUGAGGCAGAAGGCAGCUAUGGAAGAACUGGAAAUGGUAUUAAAAAGUGAGAGGGAGAACCUGGCAAUGGAGAAGCAGAAAAACACACUCCUGUUGGGAGAGAACAACAACCUGAAGGAAGAAAUCGACAGGUUUACAUUCAUGCACCGGCAGCUGCAAGAGGAGUACGACGGUCUGCAGCUGCACACCAAGGAGCUGAAGACCGCGCUGAACAACGGCCAGCUGGACCUGAACCGCUGGCAGGCUCGCUACGACGAGCUGAAAGAGCAGCACCAGAGCCUGGACAUCUCCCUCACCAAGCUGGACAACCACUGUGAGCUGCUAAACCGUCUGAAAGGGAACCUGGAGGAGGAGAACCACCACCUGCUGAGUCAGAUCCAGAUGCUGAGCCAGCAGAACCAGACGUUGCUAGAGAGGACCAUGGAGAGCAAGGAGCUCUACCAUGAGGAGCAGAAACAGUGCAUUGACAAAUUAAAUACCCUUCGACGACAAAAAGAGAAACUGGAAGAGAAGAUAAUGGACCAGUACAAGUUCUAUGAUCCGGCUCCUAAAAAGAAGAAUAACUGGGUUGGUGCAAAAGCUCUAGUGAAACUGAUAAAGCCAAAGAAAGACGGUUCCCGAGAACGGCCCAAGUCAACCCCAGAGAGCCUGGCACAGCCAUUGGACUACCCGGAGGGACUGCCACCCCUUCCCCCACCCCCGCUGCCCCCUAGACUCUCUCACCUCAGCCUGGACAACAACUUGCUGGGCUCUAAUUCCCUGGAGGAGAACCACAACCACAGCCCCACCACCAGAGCAUUGAAUGACAGUGGCCUCAGGCUAAGAGGCACGUACAGGAGUACAGGAAGUAAUGAGAACACGGAGAGCCCAGAAGCCAUUUCUAGGCGACGACGCAUGGAGCUGGGAUCCAUGGCCUACUCUACCUCAGCCAUCCACAUGAGUGCUUCAAGUUCUACUCCAGUCCCUGGCUCCAGGCAAACGCUGAGACCUAAAGGUUUUAUCUCGGAUGACGAUCUUCGCUUGCAGUUGCUUGAUGCAGUGUUUGCCAACAGUAGUAAUGGAACCCAAGCAUACAAGCCAAAUACUUUAGACCACAGUCGAAAUACCUCCAGCAGCAGCUCUCCUGUCAACUCCAAAGGUUCUUGUGAUCGGAUCCAGGGCAGCCUCUCCAGCGAUGAAGUGAUUUCAGGGCACGAAGCGGCCACCCUCCCCAGAGAAGGCUGUCUCUACCGCUCCAGAUCAGCUUUUGUCUCAAGCAGCAAGCAGGAGCCUGGACUCUGUGCCAAAGGCCUGGCUUCCUAUGACACAACCCAGAAGGGUGCUCCCAGUCAUCCCCAGGGCAGAGCUCGACCAAGGCUAGGAUCCCCCAGCGGCGAGCUGGUCACGUUGGAAGAGUUCUUGCAGGAGAGCAACAACUUAUCGCCGCCCACUCGUAGACACAGUUUAAAUGAGAGGGAGCUCAUUUCAUUGCACGAGUUCUUAGCCGAAGCUGACUCCAUGCUCCCCAGUGACUCCGCUCUCUCCAGAACGACUGCCACCAGACGUCUAAGCAGUGGUGACACAUACAGCAAAAAGGCAGGCAGGCCCAAUAUGAGACCUGUUUCCUAUAUUCCCAGGGUUCAGACGAACAGCCGAGAGGAUCUGAUGAGCGACUACUUCAAGAAAAUCAACGUGUCCCCUAUCAUCGGGAAGCAGAGCGCCCUGAAGGAUGUUGCCAAGAUGCCCACAAAUUAUGUCAUGCCAACCAUUAAAGCGGUUCCUGACGAUUCAUUGGAUGGGCGAUCUAAACCUGGGCAGACCGUCAAACCCAGCAUCCGCCCCCCAGAGCCUCAGCCUCAAACCUCAAGCAAUGCAGCUUCCAUACGGCAAACACAAACUCUGCCAACCAGGUCACGGCAGGCAGAACGGUUGGCACAGACGCAGCAGCAACCUGGCACGAGAGGUGGCAGCGGUAACCUGAGCCGUACGUUCAGCUUGGCAUCUGCCGACCUCCUUAGAUCCAACGGGCCAGACAAUUGCAGGCAGGAGAGUUCGCCUAAACCUGCCACAGAACUUAACCCCAGCCCCGGGAUUGUUGUCAGGAGGCAGGCUACAAUUGCGCAUGAGCGGCCCCAAUCUGCCAGGCUGUCAGGGUUCUCUUCUCAGGGCGGUGAGCUUCAUUACCGCACAGUGGAUCCCAGACGGCUUUCUCUAGCUCCUCCCAAGGAUGACCCAAGGCCCCUAUCUCCCCAAAAGCAUCCCCAGCACCAGUCCUCCACAGUGUCUCUUUCUGGUUCUGUGAACAACCCCAAUGUAGCUCGCACACAAGCAGAGAGGUACUGCGCUACCAGUUCGCCGCACUACUGCCCGGCACAGCAAGGGCCACCCAGAUCUGAGCCGCAGCAGCCAUCAGUGCGGCCUGUUUCCCAGCAUCGCGGAGAGGUGGCAAUGGUGACACCAGUCAGGGCAGUGCCCCUGCCAAAAGAGGAAGAAGUGAUCGGGGAGCAAAGGCCAAUGGAUACGUCUCUUUCAAAAAGCCUGGCCAAGUCACCUGAGAGAGGCAGCAGCACUGAGGGUCCCGGCACAGAAGACCUGAAUCAGAGCAACUCCAGCGCCCAUAAGAGUACUCCGGCCUCCCCUGACCCCAGCAAUGACCCACAGAGUGUUUGGUAUGAAUACGGCUGUGUGUAAAUGAAAUCCGCUGAAACAAAAUGGGAUUUUCUGUUUAACCAACAUAAAAUGGUGGUCCGGGAUGAGAAGGGCCAGUCUGUUUAGCAUGUUUAUUGCCACCUCUCUGUGAUCUCCUCAGCUGGAUUUAUUGGGACUGGGAGGCAAACGUUGGCCCCCAUGUCGAUUUUAGGUUUCUACUAUAUUACAGUUUACCCAAGUCCCCCGAACCUGCCUCUGACUACACACUAUAGCCUCAUAUCCAGAUGGGAAUCGAACUCCACCUUCCUAAUUUCAAAGACAUCUGUAAAGGGUACUGCAAAUCAACCUGCGUUCAUGCAGUACAGCACUUUCAAAUUUCCAACAGAGGAAAUUCAGAAUUUGUACAGAUCUCACAAUUGCAUUACGCAAGAACAUCUAUAUAAAGUAAUGUAUUUGUUAGAAGUGCUGACAUUAAGGAAUCUACAUUUUAAAAGUAACCAAAUACAAAUUUUACUGUGCAUCCAUGCAUUCUAUAUUUUUCCCUAUUGUUGGUCUGGUAUAAUAACAGCUAACUCUAAAUAAUACCCAGAGUCCAGUUUAUUUCUUACCACUUUUGAAAUCUUUUUACCACAAUUUUCUGAUGAUGAUUUCACCAUCUUGGGCAUUCAGAGUUUAUACUUUUCUGCUGUAAAUAUAAAACAAAAUCCCUCCUGUUACA